UUUGUUGGGGGUUAAGGCGUAUGAGACCACUGACAGUGAAAAGAAGCUGGGAAAGAGAGAGGCUCUCUUAAUAAGCAACCUGCUUCCAGUGUCUGCAGGCAGACUGAAAGCAGUCCAGAGAGAGGGAGGAAGACUGUCCAAAAGAAAACAGAGUUAGGCAACUCGUGGAAGAUUUUGACGAGUGUAGCGGAAGACAUUCGGUGGAGUUGAGAAGUAGCCAAGCUGAGCUGACUUUCCCCCCUGAGGAGGAGUUGCAGUUGCCGGCCAGGGCAGGUCCCAAGGCUGGCAGGGGCUGGCCCUACUGCUUCUCCACCUCUGUUUCUUUCCUCCUUUUCCACUCUUCCUUAUCCUCCCUUGAAGAAUCGACUGCUGUGCAGUGGUUAACUUACAGGUAGAGCCUGUAAGAAGCGCAGGAAUGCUUGAAUAUUCCUCAAACGAAGACCACUCCAGAGGAUGAGCCUUUUCAUAAGAGGACCUCUGCUGCCGUUUUGAUCUUUUUUUUUUUUUUUUUUGCACUCACUGGUUGAGUGCAUAGUGGAGAAUUUUAUACUUUUUUUUUCUGCUCCAUUUUUGUUUUUCAAAACCGGAACGCUGGCAACCUUUUCGGUAGCACGGUGCAAGGACCAGUUCCACUCACCCAAGAUGAGCCGCUGGCUGAAAUGCACCUCCAUGCACUUUAACACAGACUGGAACAAGUACGAUGAUCGGUUGAUGAAGGCAGUCGAGCGAGGGGAAGUGGACAAGGCGGCUGCUGUUCUGAGCAAGAAGGGUAUCAUCCCAACCAAGCUUGAUGUGGAGGGACGCUCUGCGUUUCAUCUGGCUGCAACACGAGGACACUUGGACUGUCUCAAUCUCAUCCUUUCACACGGUGCUGAUGUCACUGCGACUGAUGCCACUGGUAAAAAUGCUCUUCAUCUCGCUUCAAGAAAUGGCCAUUCGCUGUGUGUGCAAAAACUCCUUCAGCAUAACUGUCCAGUUGGAAAUGUGGACCUUCAAGGAAGAACAGCUCUACAUGAUGCUGUCAUGGCAGGCUGCUCAUCCAGUGUGAAACUUCUCUGCGACAGUGGCGCUUCUGUUAAUGCCAGUGAUUUUGAUGGCAGGACUCCUCUGGUGCUUGCAACCCAAAUGUGUCAUCCACGCAUCUGCCAGCUACUUGUUGAGCGAGGGGCUGAUAUCUCUGUGCGGGACAAACAAAAAAAAACAGCACUCAUUCUCGGUUGCGAGUACAGCUGCAAAGAUGCAGUGGAGGUGUUGUUAAAGAGUGGUGCUGAUGUGAAGGACGUGGACAGCUUGGGUCAUGAUGCGUUCCACUAUGCUCGUCUCAGCAAGAAUCCAGAGCUUGUUAAUUUGGUCAAAGGCUACCUCGAGAAAGCCAGCAAAGAAAAAGAGGCAACAAAAAUAGAACAGUGGAGGAGACAGCAGUCGGUGGAGCGCUCGGACACCAUGGAGGCUAACAGAAGGGAUCAUAUGAUACAUGACCUAGAAAGGCAGAACGAGUCCUUGCAGGAAAGUCUCAGGAAGUACCAAUUGGAACAGAGGGCCUUGUUAGAUAAAGUCAUCCUGUUGCAACAACAGCUCACACAGGAAAAGAAGACAGUAGACGACGCUCACAAAGAGAAGGAGCAAUUAAAGGUGUUACUUAGUGCCAACGAACGAGAAGGGUCACGAGGCUUGGAGACUGUCAAGGUCCAGCUCAAAAGCACUAUGGGGGACUACUCUGGACAGUCAGUGAUCAAAGGAAAAGAGAACAUAUUGGUCAAGCAAGCUUAUAGCCUGGAUUCGGAUCAGAAACUCCAGAAUCCAGCAAUGUCUCGUUCACUGUCCAGACCAUUAGAGAAGGGUCUCUCUGGUGAUCUUGAAAUUCUUCGGCAUGAGCUUGAGAUGCUCAGAAGAAAACAACAAGUAACCGAGGAGGAGAGGGUGCGGCUUCACUCAGCUCUGAGCAGAAAAAAUCGAGAGUGCCAAGAACUGGUUCAGAACAGAGAUCUCAUCCAGAAACAGGCUGACCAGCAAGUUCAAGAACUCGAGGAUGCCUUGGGGGACGUCCAGAAGAGGAUGCUUGAGUCGGAAUGCAAAGUUAAACAGCUGCAGGCCCAUGUGGUUGCGGUGAAGGAACACUUGGGAGGCCAGGCCACGGAAGAGCUUCGUGCUCAGCUUCAGGAUAUCAAAGCCAAGUAUGAGGGGGCUUCAGCUGAAGUGGGUCGGGUUCGCAAUCGUCUUAAACAGAGUGAGAAGGCAUUGGAGGAGUACAAGAACAGUGAGAGCCAGCUGGCAACUGAAGCUGAACGGUUAAAUGAAGAGCUCGGAGCUGUGACUGCAGAGAGAGAUGAACUUUCGGAAACUGUCCUCGCAAUGGAGACACAGCUGAAGGGAGCUCAAUCUAAGCAGGGCAGCAUGGUACCGGCCGAGAAAUUUGACAACAUGAAAAACUUACUGACGAAUGCAGUAGAUGAAAAGGAACGUCAGCUUACUGAGCUCCGAGACGACUACGAUCGUGUUCUGGAAGAGGUGGCGGAACUCCAUCGGAAGCUAGAUCAUCCGACUCAGGGAGGAGCAGGAGCAGGGACUGUGCCCACUGAGGAACAACAAAAGAUUCAGGCUGCCCUGGAAGAGCAAAACAUCUCGUUGAAGAAAAAACUACAUGAUGUCACUGCAAAAAGCCAGGCACUUAUUCAUGAGAUGGAGGAGAGUGAGGAAGAGCGGGAGAUACUGCAAGAGAAGCUGGAGGAGUUGAAUAGCAGGCUUGAGGUCGACUUCAUCCCAAUCCAGGAACAUGAGGAAGCUCGAAUGAGAAUGCUAUCGGCUGUGGAGGAGCUGGAGGACAAACUCGUGGAAGCCAGCGAACGUUGUGGCAAAGCAGAGGCACAAGUCCAACUGCUUAACACCGAGAAAGUGACGCUUCAGGAGAAUAUUAACAAUCUGCAAGGUGCCGCAGAGAAACAGCAGAGUGAAAUGAAAGCCUUGAAAACUCAGAAUGCUGACGUGAUGAAGACAUUUGAACUUUUACAGAGUAAGUGUGAUGACAGAGAAAAGUGGUGUGCCCAGCUGACAGCACAGAGUCAGACUUUGAAACUGAACCUGGAGGGAGACUAUGUGCCGAGACAAGAGCAUGAGCAACUGAAGAUAGAGUUAACCUCCACGUUAGAGAGUGUCAAGUCUGAGAAUUUGAAUUUGGAGUCCACGGAGAAGGAAGUUCGAGAGGAAUUAAAGAACGUGAAGGAAGGAAACGCCAAGUUACAUGAAAAGUUGGAAAAGGUUCUGUUAGAGAUGAAAAAUGACUAUAUGAGCGUGAAGGAUCACAAAUGUAUGACUGAAAAGAUGGGCGCCGCCGUGGUGCAGGCAGAGAAUAGAGCAAACCAACUGUCGGCGAUGCAUGCGUUGGCCCAGGAGGAAAAUGUGAAGCUGACACAAGAACUGCAAGCCCAAAAGAAAGAACUCGAUACCAUCAUGGAGGCUAUUCAGUCCAAAUUUGUCCCACUGACAGCCGUUGAGGAAAAAGAAAACUCCUACAAUACCCAAGUCAAGGAGUUGAAGGUUAAACUGUUGGAAAUGGAAGAGAAGUAUAACAGGGAGAAGUCUGAAAGAGAGAAUAACAAACUGGAGAAAGAGAAACUGAAAGUUGAGAUCAAAUCUGUUCAACAAAGACUUGACACUGCUCUCGUCACCGGUGAGAAGCGCAAGGGAGAUGAGGAAGAGUUCAAGGGCCGAUAUGAGGCGAUGGCUCUCAAGUUAAACGAUGUGGAGCAGAAGCACAAGGAGGUCAAUCUUCAGAAAGCUGAGCUUGAAGACCGGAAUGCCCUGUGCAACACUCAAAUCCAGAAUCUCCAGGACCGUCUAAAAUCGGAGCUGACACGCAUUGCAACCUAUGACACGGAGCUCAAGGCCCUUCACGACACCAUGCAGCAAGCCCAGGCGGAUUGCAAGAAAGCACGAGAGACUGAGCAGGUGGAGGCCCAGAAGGUUUGUGCCCUGCAGAAGGAAGUUCAGGAACUCCACAGAGAACAGGCAUCUCUGUUGCAGAAGCACACCAAGGCCAGUGAAGCCCUGGAGACGGAAGUCGCUGAGCUUCGAAUGGGACUCAGAGAAGAGCAGGAGAAUAGCGGCCAGAGGGCCGAGGACGUUUCGGCCCUACAAUCUGAACUUCUUCAAGCCACUCAAGCUCUCGAAGAUCUUCGCUUCAAGGAAGGUCAUAUGGCCCAGAUGAAGAAGGAGAAGCAGCAUCUCGAGGAGGAAGCUACCAACUUGACCAACAAGCUGUUGAGUUUAACAGAGGAAUGCAAAGCGGUACACCAUGAGGCGACUCAGGCGAGGGAGGGGGAGAGCAAGGCCAGGAGGGAGAUGGAAGCUGUUCAUGAGAAGGGACAGGCCAUCGAACGAGAAAUUCGGGAGCUGAAAGAACGCUAUGAUGAGUCACUCAGCACCAUUGGUGAUCUUCAGAGAAGGAUUCAGACAUCAUCUCAGCUGACUGAAGCCAAAGACAAGAAGAUCACGGAAUUGCUGACGGACGUGGAGCGGCUGAAGCAAGCUCUGAAUGGUUUGUCCCAGCUGGCGUACACCAGCAACUCCCCGAACAAAAGGCAGAUGCAGCACAUCGACACCCUCCAAGCCCAGAUCAAGAACCUACAGCAGCAGCUGGCUGAUGCUGAGAGGCAACACAGAGAAGUGGUUUCCAUCUAUCGAACACACCUCCUCAGUGCAGCGCAGGGCCACAUGGAUGAGGACGUCCAAGCUGCCUUGCUACAGAUCAUCCGCAUGAGACAAGAAUUUGUGUGUUAAAGCUUUCUUCAGCAUCAUGUGAUGCUACUACCUGCAGACUCAAAUUUACCAUUCUCACACUUCCACAACACUGCCAUGCUUCACACUGCAUUAUGUCAUCCAGAUGAUCGCUCUUCAAAUGGACUGUUAUUAAAUCCUCUAUCAUCCGAAGCAUUGCUGCACGUUGGCUCCCAAGUACACCUAAAUAUGAAUCGGAGAUACUUCUACUGACAGCUAAGAGUGAUACGCAUACUUAUUGUUAGCAUCUUGAAGGAUUUUUUUAAAAUGUGACAGCGAUAUAUCAAAAAAUAUAUACUGCUUAUAUAGUGUAUGGUGUACUGAAGAUGACCAGCACAUCACACAACAGACACAACAUUAUCGUGACUGACAAUCGCAAGUUUUUGGCGCUAAAUCCUGAUGCUGUUGUAGUACCAAGGCUGACCUAUAGAGACAGCAUGGUGCCACAGUGCAUCUGGACUGCCAGAAAUGACAAAGUGUAAGAAUAGUAGAAGAUGAAAUAAAGGAGCUAGGCUAACUUAUCAGAUAGUAGUGGUUGCAGUCUCUUCUCACUCAUCUUUGUUUUGGUGGAUGACAUGUUAUAAACACACCCAAUACAAACGGUUGCUUAUCUAUUUGUGUUGGGCAGCAGUGUAAGAUUCAAGUUGCUUGCUAAUGUCACAAUCUUGGAAUCAGUGCGAUUGUAAAUAUUGAACAGGUUUAAUAUUUAUGAUUGUUGGCCCUGACCAUUGCUGUCUCGACCAUUGUUUGGAUAUUGGUCAAUUGGAGCUUUGGCCACUUUUAUUUCCCAGAGGAGAGGAAAAAAAAGUUUAAAUUAGGCUUGAUUAUCAUUAUGUGAGUAGGACGGGGCCAGUUAAAGCUGGUCACCAUAAAAAUGAACUCAAAGUGACAUCAUUUGAUAGAUGAUUACUGUUCUCAAACAGCGAUCACUUCUACAUUCCUACUGAACAAUCAGCCCUCAGGCAGGAUGUUUGCUUUGUGCUCUCAGCUGACAUUUGAAGGAUUACAGCAAAUGCAGAUAUAAUCAAAUUUUAUGGGGGGGUUGGAUCCUCUUAUCUCAACAUAGGCUUGUUGCUCUGUGACCAUCCGUGCUUAAAGAGAAGCCUCAGUGCCAAUGUUGUAUACAAAUAAUCGUGGUUUUGAAUUUAAACGUGUGGCGAGUUUCUUGCAUACGCCAAAUACAAAACUUGGAACAGACAGAACAAGUGAAACUGGUCUUUUUAUGCGUAAUAACACCCAAACAUGUCACUCCAAACCUGAAAAUGACUUAGCAUUCUUUCAGAUAAACUACUGGGCUGAUUUAGCAAUCACAGUGGUGCGUUGUUGUGGGUAAUGUUGAAUUUGAGUCAUGGAGGUGAGCGUGUGAGAGAAAGGAGCUCUCUUGCUGUGUAGUUAUUGCGGUGGCUGGUCAUCUCCUCAUUGAAACCUGAGUGUCCUCUAGUGGUCAGACUUGGCAGGCCAAGUUCAUAGAAUGUUAACGCCAGUGUGUGGGAGGAGGCACUUGUUGUCCUCGGAAGCUGCUGAUUGGAGAAUCCUCGAAAAUGUAUCAAUAAAAUGACAAAUGAAAACUCUUGCAGCUCCUUAGGACAACAGCUGCAGCACCUUCCUCGCCCCGAAGCGGCUGCAUGUGCCCCCUCUGGGUGUUGUGUGUUUUGAUUGUUGAGCCAGUCUCUCGUGCCUUUUCACUGACUUUUCCAAUACUUUGUACUACUUUGAUGACUGUACUAAAGUGUGACAGUUGCAACGUUCAGCAGGUCUGGAAGUAGAAAGGCACAACGCAAAUGUUGAGCAAUAUUUACUGUAUAGGAUGACAUUCUAAUCAUCGAACAAAAUACAUUAAAAGAUACGAUUAGUUAACCUCCUAAAAAUGUGUUCUUUGAAGCACUCCUGUCUUUUCCUGUGAGCUUAACACCCUUAAACUCUCAGUUUUUUUGUUUUUGGUUUUUUUUUUACUUUGGACUAAUUUCUUCUGGUUUUUCGGAUGGACUUGUCCGUCAAUCAUCAAGACCUUUAAAUCUGUUCAUACAAAUAUUUGUGUUUGUGAGUCAAUAAGACUAAAUCAAUAAAGUGCCUAACAUAGAAACUAUA
Messenger RNA from Hippocampus comes (tiger tail seahorse), 6861 nucleotides. It is a transcript of the gene uacab, whose product is annotated as uveal autoantigen with coiled-coil domains and ankyrin repeats b. The transcript has 19 exons. Gene Ontology annotation, molecular function: actin binding. Bases 643 to 4776 code for a protein of 1377 amino acids. The record is from RefSeq and is a predicted model, not a curated record. NCBI's taxonomy places the organism in Eukaryota, Metazoa, Chordata, Actinopteri, Syngnathiformes, Syngnathidae.